Ostrea edulis (European flat oyster) is the source of this 3229-nucleotide messenger RNA. RefSeq lists its product as uncharacterized. Lineage: Eukaryota; Metazoa; Mollusca; Bivalvia; Ostreida; Ostreidae. The transcript has 3 exons. The coding region runs from base 297 to 1460 and encodes 387 amino acids. The record is from RefSeq and is a predicted model, not a curated record.
UGGUAAUUUUCAAAUGUAUAUAUAUAGAUGUUAUAUAUAUGGUUAAACAAUUUUUUGAUUUCCCCCCAAAAGACGCUCAAGUUUAAGAUCUAAUACUACAGGACAGUUUCAAUUCUUUGAUAUAAGUGAUCAAUCUCAUAAAUCCUACAAGCAAUAAAGAUAUAGAGUUGGACAAACACGGACCCCCGGGUACAUCAGAGGUGGGAUCAGGUGCCUAAAAGGAGUAAGCAUCCCCUACCAACCGGUCACACCCACCGUGAGCUCAAUAAGAUAAGUCGUUCAAAGGCGUGUAAAGAAUGAAGACUUCCCAUUUUUUUUGUCUAUUCCUGAUCUGUACUCAGCCUGUGGUGCAAGGAAAAAGUAAAGCAGUAUUAAGUAUGAUCACGACUGGUUGGGACUUGAUUUCAAUGGGUAUCGAUAUUGGAAAACUUAUUAUGGAAAGUGUAGAUGAAGACCUCUCCGAUAAGGUAGAUGGGCUAGAACGUGCAAUCAAUGACUUUAAGAACUACGUAACUAUCCAGAUAUCUAUGCUUAGAGAUUUAAUCAGAGAAGAAAUAUUUGUCAAUUACGUUCGUGGGUUACUCAAUGACGUAGACAGUUGUUUACAAGAAUAUGAGCAUCUCAAAGUGAAUUUGCAUGCUACUGGGAUGAAAGAUAAUUUUUGGAAUCAGUGUAAAGACAUAAUUAACCCACUAAGAGCCCUUCGUGAAAUUCUGAUUGGUGAAUCAGUGAUUGGGAAAUCUAGCUUAAUGACACACCUCAACGAAAAGGAAGGAUUUUGUAAUGGCGUCACUAUGGGUGCUACUUUUUCAUAUAUUUUUGGUGGUUUUGCCGAAGGAUGUGCUGCAUUUUCAAUAGCGCAAACAUUCAAGCAUGGGAACCUCUCUCGUAUUUAUGAAGAAGAGUUCAGAAGGGCGUUUGAUGAUAUAAAAACUUACAUGACGAAGGUAUUUCAAGAGUGUAGCAUCCAGAUAUGUUCUCGGGAUUUUCAGCCGAAACUAAAUGAAAUACUGAAAAUCAAUAAAACUCUCAAUGGAACGAUUAUUCAGUUUCAUCAACAGCUCCCUUACUUAAAAUUCCUCAUUCUUAAAAAAAGGUCAGAUACCCCGGCUUUCCCACGUCCCGCCAAUCAUAUUUUACAGAAUAUGGAGCUUCAAUACAAUGGUCAUAUCUACAGAAUAUACGCAUUAAAGUCCCACGAAGUUUCAAAUGGAACGGGUCCUCUUUAUAAACUUAUUGAAUAUUACCCCUCAGAUAUACUUGAUUAUGAAUUCAGCGAUGAUAUGAAAGUAGGUGGUAACUGCGUGGAAGGAAUGUCCAUAUGUGCCUUUACAAUAUAUGUAAAUAGGAAAGACGCAGGCUGUUUCCAAAUGCAUGGUACAGAUAAAGGUUCAACUGCAAAUGCUUCUCCACUUGUAUUUAUACUCUCUAUUUCCAUUGGAAUUCUCUCAUAUAUAUGAUGAUUUAGAAAUCAAGUGUGUUUGGUUUCAUCGAAAAUCGUCUCCAUCAAAAAGAAGUAUAAAAUGUCCCCAUUAUAGAUACUAUUUAAAGCAUAAUUGUUGAAUAUGAUGUUGGUCAAUACUGAAGGAUCAGGGCGCGGUUUUCUCCAAAAGUUAAUGGCCACCAGUGGCGGAUUUAAGAAGGAACGCAGACGGCGCGCGCCCCAUUAAAAUUCUCAAAUUUUAGGUCAAUCGUGGUAUCUUGGUUAGACAAAUGUUCUAAACGAUAAAAGAAGCAAUGAUUUCUUCCACUUCCGGAGAAACAAAUGACAAAAUCUUUUGAUUUCUUGAAUUACUUUAUUGGGAGAACUUAUUUCUUUUAAAAACCCUUAAAUGUUGCGUCAUUUUAUUAAUUCCACCUUAUUAAAAAUGAUAAAAAAAUAGCGCAAAUGACUAAAUAGGAGAGAUAUUGUAAGCCCUAUAAAAUCUAUAAAAUCCAGGAGCUUCGCCCCCUGGGCCCCCAUCAGGGCUUCGUCCUGGACCCAUUGGGAGCCUCAAGGCGGCCCCAGCCUCAUAAAGCGGCACCCCCGUAACCGCAAUUCCUGGGUCCGCCCCUGGCUACCGUAUCAAGAGUUUGUUAUUUUGACAAUGGAAAGUUCGUUUGAGUUUUAUGAUAAAAAAUAUUAUAUUGAAUAUACAGUACAGCUUAAAAAAUGUAUAACGAUUGCAACGAAUAUAAGGAGAAAAGAUUUGAGUAGAAAUAUUAAUCAGCAAAGCCUAUGUAAAUUCGACAUAGCAAAAUGAACUUCAACGAUGAAGAAUAACAAAGGAUUUCAAAAUGACAACAAGCGUGGCAAGCAUGUGAUUUUACUUGAGAUUACCAGACUUUGUACUGACAUGUAGUUUUGACGUUAAAUUAUCAUUUUAUUUGGUUAGGGUACAAUAUUUUGUAUAUAGAUUACCAUAGUUUGAAAUUAUUUUACUUUGAGAUUAUCAUACUUUGUGAUUAGAUAAUUUUACUUUGCACUUAUGUUAUAAUACUCUAUAAUUAUGAUGUCAUACUGUGAGAUUAGCUUUUUCAGUAGUUUAUUAUACUUUUUGAGUAGAUUAUAACACUUUUCAAUCAUGUAAUCAUACUUUGUGAUUAGAUUACCAAAGUUUAAGAUGACUUUACUCAGCCAUUCAAUCGCAUUACUCAAAAGGGAAACAAAAUUAAAAGUUGGACAAACACAGACUCCUGAAUAUACCAAAGAUUGGAUCAGGUGCCUACGAGGAGUAAGCUGUCGACUAGUCACAUCCGCCGUGAGCCCUAUAUUUUGAUCAAGUAAAUCCAUUGUCAAAGGAACGGCCUACCAAUUGGUAUAAAACACGUCCGACAUUUAACACAAUGACAGUUUGUAUUGUCAAACUAGAUUAUGAUUUGAUGUGUCAUACUUUGUGAUCAGGUUGUAAAUACUUUGUGAUUAGGUUGUAAUACUUUGUGAUUAGUUUGUAAUACUUUGUCAUUAAGUUGUAAUACUUUGUCAUUAGGUUGUAAUACUUUGUCAUUAGGUUGUAAUACUUUGUCAUUAGGUUGUAUUACUUUGUCAUUAGAUUGUAUUACUUUGUCAUUAGGUGUAUCAUACAUUUGAAUGGAUUGUGAUUAGAUUAGCAUACUUUUAGAUAAAUCUAAUCUUAUAUAAUCACACUUGUUUCUAUCAAUAUAUUUUUGUGAUAGUUUACAUUGUUUAGGAAGAAUUCAUUUGACCUCUUCAUUAUGUUAAAUCAAAAAUACAAUUUUGUAUGCCAUA